This is a messenger RNA of Mastomys coucha (southern multimammate mouse), 5601 nucleotides long. It is a transcript of the gene Lrat, whose product is annotated as lecithin retinol acyltransferase. The record is from RefSeq and is a predicted model, not a curated record. NCBI's taxonomy places the organism in Eukaryota, Metazoa, Chordata, Mammalia, Rodentia, Muridae. Gene Ontology annotation, biological process: retinol metabolic process. The transcript is spliced from 2 exons. Gene Ontology annotation, molecular function: phosphatidylcholine-retinol O-acyltransferase activity. Bases 951 to 1646 code for a protein of 231 amino acids.
CUGUGCCUGGGUUCUGCUGCAAGCGCACUGCCCUGCAGAACCAUAACGUUCCCUUUCCUUAAGUCUCCCUGGGCGGCAGGGAGCGAUUUACCAAAAGCUACAAAUCGUGCGUGAAGCGAAGCUGAGGCUUUUGCUGGAGGGCGUUGGGAUUUCUUGAUGACAGUUGGAAGGCGCGCGCGCUCAACAGGCGCUGGAGCCUUGGAGCGUCCAGACUGUAGGGUUCCGAGCCUCCAAGCUGGGGCACUGGACGCACAAGGAGCAAUUCCAUUUCUUCGCGUGCCACCUGAGAGCUCAUGGAUGCUUGUGUGUUUAAAACGACAAAGAUCAAGUAGGAUCUGCAGGAAUUCGCGGAGUGGACACUUUGGAGAAUCAAAGCAAAUGCUUUAGUAAGCUGAGGGCCACGGUAUUACUACCGGUUAGAGCUUGUCUCACACAGAAAUUUUAGAGGGCGCUUCUCACCGCCAAGAAAGGUGUUCCAUUCGUGGCAGGUGCAGGAUCUUUCGCGCGGCCACGCCUCUGACAUCUCUCCUACGCUGGCUGUUUAAAGGUCUCCCUAGUGAAGCAGAGCGCUCGAGGAGAAGUCAGGGUGCAGAACGCCCGUGCCCAAUCCGUGUUCUCUGGCCUGUGACCGCAUUCGGCCCGCCCUCGGCACCUCUAUAAGAGCCACAGCGAAGAGCUCACCCGGAGCACCGCCCCCCAGGCACGCUACCUCUCCAGCUCCUCAAGCGGGGGUGCUACUGUUCCCAUAGCUGACACUACUUCCUUUCCUUGACUCCCUGCACUGGGUGGCUGAGCUAGACCCUUGGCUUCUCCUCUAAUCUCUUGCCCUCUCGGCUCUGGGCAGCCCCCCGCGGUGCUCCGCAGGUGAGCCGCACUGCAGCGCCGCGGUUUGGAGAGCUCACCUUGCUCAGAUCAGUUGUGGCCAGUGCAGAAACUCUGGUUGCUGUAGGAUGAAGAACCCAAUGCUGGAAGCUGCGUCCCUCCUCCUGGAGAAGCUGCUCCUUAUUUCCAACUUCAAGCUCUUUAGUGUGUGCGCCCCGGGAGGAGACACAGGGAAGAACCGUCCCUAUGAAAUCAGUUCUUUUCUCCGGGGCGACGUGUUGGAGGUGUCACGGACCCAUUUUACCCACUAUGGGAUCUACCUGGGGGAAAACCGUGUCGCCCAUCUAAUGCCUGACAUCCUGUUGGUCCUGACCAAUGACAAGGAACGCACUCAGAAGGUGGUCUCCAACACGCGUCUCCUCCCGGGAGUCAUUUGCAAGGUGGCCAGCAUCCGUGUGGACACAGUAGAGGACUUUGCCUACGGAGCAGACAUUCUUGUCAAUCACCUAGACGAGACUCUCAAGAAGAAGUCCUUGCUCAAUGAGGAGGUGGCACGCAGAGCUGAGCAGCAGUUGGGACUGACCCCAUACAGCCUACUGUGGAACAACUGCGAACACUUUGUGACCUACUGCAGAUACGGCUCUCGGAUCAGUCCGCAGGCUGACAAGUUUCAUGACACUGUGAAGAUAAUCAUUCGUGAUCAGAGGAGCUGCCUUGCUUCAGCUGUCUUGGGAUUAGCAUCUAUUGUCUACACGGGCCUGGUAUCAUACAUGACCCUUCCUGCAAUCUGUAUCCCAUUCUGCUUGUGGAUGAUGUCUGGCUAGUUUCAAGUCCCCAUAUGAAUGUGAAUAUGUAUGUAUUUUGUGUGGAAAUAUGUUUAUAUUUAUAGAGCACAAAACAUUAUAAGCAUUGUUGUUAAAAUGCGGCCCUCAACACUGUGUUCUAGAUAAAAAAGAAAGUGAUUAAGAAUCAUACAAAGUGCUUGCCAUGUAAGCCGAACAAAGUCUUUCCAAGUCCUCUGAGGCAGCCCUGCUGCAUGGCACCAUGAGCCCCUGAAGUGUGACAGCCUGUCAGAGCUCAGCAGCCCCAGAGAAGUGGCACCUGAGGUGACAGCCACAGGAGAUUAUGUAGGUUUUUCUUUUCCUCCUGUAAUCAUUCUGUUGUUAGGCUUAUCAGUUGAGAUCACUAACUUUAUUGUAAUGUAUUCUUAUUUAAUGACUUAUGAUAUUAAAGUGAAAAUUUUCCCUCACUUAGAUGAAUAUAUGUUUGGAAAUUAGUUAAAAAGAAACCAAAGCUCACAUUCUCUUUUGCCUUUCUUUAUGUAAUAAUAUAAUCUAAAAUAAGUCAAGAAUAUUAUUUUCAUGUUUUGAGACCAGUGUUGAAAGAGCUUACUGAGAGUAACUGGUCAGAAAGCAUGGAAAUGUAGAAACAGUGACAGUAGCUAUUUAUAUUUACUUUUGAAUAGCCUGAUACUGUGUUUUUCUUCUUUGUUUUUUUGUAUGCCUGUAUGACUAAUUUCAAAAAAGUAAAUGAAUGUAGGGUUGAAAUAAUUCUGGUAUUAGAUGUACAUAUGUGCCAUGUAAGUACACCAAUAUCUGCACUCACAUUGCUAGGCAAACUAUAUUUCUGGUUGCUUUAUUGUACUAGUAUCAUUUAUUAAUGAGGAUCUACAAAAGUGAACAUAAAAUCAAGUCCAGUGUCUUUUCCUGUGCCCUUGAAUCUAUAUGUGUGUGUAUACACACUAUCACUAGAUAGUUACUUUUAAAGCUAAAUUUAUUAAUGUCCUUAUUUUUAAAAAAGCCAGAUUUGUUUUACAGUUAAUUUUCUUUCCACUUUAAGUAUCAUUUAUGAACAUAAUAGAAGUGUGUCACAGCAGUAUAUAAAGCCUAAAUAGGUAGAGCCAAAAAAAUUAUUCUGAGAAAACUAGUAAUGUCAAGCAUUGAAGGUGUGUUCACUCACUCCACUGGGUUAGAGUGGAGACCUAGCAGUGUUAAAAACAUGUCUUCAAAACUGUCACUAAAAAUGACCCAGGUUGGAGUUACAUUUCAAGUACUAAACUGUUUUAUUAGCGGAGGUACAUGUAAUACCUGUAUGUAGGAGGUUGGAGCAGUAGAUAGAGAGCUCCAGGCCUGUGUGGGCUGAAGAACAAUAUUAUCUGUUGUCUGCUAACUGUCAAAAGUUACAAAACAGGCAUUGAAGAGAUGACUCAGCACUAAAGAGCUACUGCUACUCUUGAAGAGGACCAGCACCCGGUGGCUCACAACCUUCUGUAACUCCAAUUCCAGAAGAUUCAACACCCUCCUCUGGCCUCCAUGUGCCUAGCAUAUAUGGUAGACAAACAUACACACAGGCAAAACAUACACACACAAAAUUAAAAAUAAAGCUUAAACAAAGAAUCACAGAAUAGCCAAGCAUGUAAUCCCACUUGUGGGAUGUGGAGGCAGGAAUAUUGAGAGUUCAAGACUAGCCUGCUUACACAGUGGGUUUAAGACUCGUUUGCAUUGCCCAGAGGGCUCCAAGGCCAGCUUGUACUACAUAGGUAGUUCAAGACCACCCUGGGCAACAUGAGACCCAGUCUUAAAAAAACAAAAGAAUCACAGAACAGUGACUCACUCUUAUGGCAGAAAGAAGGAUUUGUCUUAGUGAUCCAACUGGAACAAACUAAAGAACAGAUUUUAGUUUAAUUGAGGUCUUAUUACCCAGUGUUUUCCUAUAACAAAUUUAGUUGGAGUAUAAUGAUAAUUAAACUUUGUUUAAUAUUCAAAUUAAACCUUUAAUUGCUUAAAUGAGUUAUAUCAGUAAAACAGGAGUGGAAAAAUCAAAGAAUAUCGGUGUUCUCUGGGCCUGUUCCAACUGCCUAAAUGCCCUAAGUAUCUGUCUGCCUGACAGACAUUGUGUUAGUGCCUUUUCCCUCUGCACUGUGAGAGUUGUUUUACAUGAAGUCAUUACAGCCCCCCUCCCCCAGACAUCAGUAUUGUAGGUAGAAGAAAAUACUGUUUGCAAUCCAAUCUGUGCUCACAGAUAGUGGUUCCUCCUUAUGUACUAUGGGAAUUCUUGAAGCUAGAAUUAACAGAAGUAGUCUUGGCCAUUAGUCCAAGACUCAUUUGUCAUUCAUUGGAUACUCAUUCUGUGCUAAGCAUUGAAGUGCUGCACCUUCAUGUUCUGGUAUUAUUUUACACUUUUUUGAGACAGGGUCUCACUUAAUAGAUGAGGUUUGUCUAGAAUGAAUUCACUCAUAGAGAGCCAUGUGUCUCCGCUUCCCAAGUACUGGGAUUAAAGAUGUGCUCACCACUCCUGGCCCAAGGUUACUUUCAUCCAGCUAUAAUAGCACAUAUGUAGUGUGGUGGGAAAUACAGAGAAAAGUGAAAGCAAUUCUGCUUCAGGAGUCAGGCAUUUUACUUGAAGGAGGCAAUAACAACCAGGAAGCUGACAAACUGUGAGGUAAUUUUGUUACUCUGACAUCAUUUUACUGUCCUUGGGAAGAGAUGAAAAGAAGUGAGGUUCUAUUUGGUAAAUGUUACAUAACACCAGAAUCGUUGAACUUGUAGAUAAGAGAAUCUCUUUUUUUUUUUUUAUUUGAUUAGUUGGUUAACAAGAUAGAAAUAAAGACGUUAGUUAUGAAAGAAACCUUGGGCCAAUCAUUUGUUUUCUAACCUGAGGUGGCAGGUCAUGAAUUUCUCUAGACUUUAUUAGUCAAAGCUCAUAUUUUUGAUCCAAGUUCAUGAUAUUAUAGUAUUUCUGUUCUGUCUUAUACAAUGAUAGCUAAGUCAUGUCUGACGCUGUUUUCAUCACUUGAUUUGUUCUUUGCAUAGAUGAAGGCCAGAGGACUUGAUGGGUUUAAGGCGACUUAAUGCAAGUGUCAGGGAGUAGGCUGUUUAUGGAAUGAAAAGAUAUAUGAGAUGAGGGGUAAAAUAUCUGGUCUAAUAGGCAUAGUUGCACUGGAGUUCGAGUGAUGGACAUCUGAAUAGAGCUAGCUGAAGGCACACAGAGAGAAGGGACUAAUUUUAGCUGCUGAAACCAAAAUCUCAGAGGGUAGGUACUAAGACCUCAGUGAUCAGACAGGUUCUGGAUAGGACAUUCCACACAUGGGAACAGCAUGGGAAUGAAUGGAGAUUGCCUAAAACAUGCAUCAUGAGUAGCUAUGAGGUAUUCUAUGUCAGGCAAAUACAAGUGGGUUAGGGGCUGCAGAGUAAGGGUGGUGACUAGACAUGCAGAAACACAAAGCAAUGCUGAGAUGGUAGAAGUCUUUUGUAGACCAAGAAGUUUGGACUGUAUGGAUAAGCAGUGGAGAACCUAGAGUACAGAAAGGUAACUUCCAAGAAUAAAGCAGAAUGAUGGGGUUGGGGAGGGAUAAAGAAACCUGAGAGGUUUAGCUCUUUACUGUGUCAGAUAAGGGUCUAGGCCAGUGGUUCUCAGCCUUCCUACUGCUGCGACCCUUUAAUGCAGUCCCUCAUGUUGUGAUGACCCCCCCAACCAUAAAAUUAUCUUCAUAUGCUCCUUUUUAAGGAUGUGUAAGGAAUUGGACUGGUUGUCUUAAUUUUGUCAGAACCUAUUUCUUACUUCCCUGUUUUCUAUUUCAUAUUGUUCAUGUGUAAGGCUAAAAGCUGCUUUUCAGGAACAUGGAGUUACUGUAAUGGCAAAGUCUUUUGUUAUGGGUAAGAAGCACAUGGACAAGGUUUUUAUUUUAUAUAAUCUAUUUGGGGUUUAAUGAACUUAGAUUAUUUUUUUAGUUAAACUAAGUUUAUAUUGAUACACAUGUAUUUUGAAUAAAAUCAGUUC